This is a messenger RNA of Portunus trituberculatus (swimming crab), 4699 nucleotides long. Its product is annotated as tau-tubulin kinase 1-like. Lineage: Eukaryota; Metazoa; Arthropoda; Malacostraca; Decapoda; Portunidae. The record is from RefSeq and is a predicted model, not a curated record. The coding region runs from base 414 to 2417 and encodes 667 amino acids. The transcript has 11 exons.
GCGGUCUGUAGCGUGUCCUGCACAGUGGCCGCCUGUAUGAAAGACCGACGGAGCCUGACGCGUGACCACACUCCCCCAGCAGGAGUCUUCACGGCCGCUGCUCUCAUGGACUACUCUGAGCGACACCACUGAACGUGUGAGCGUGUGCGACUGUCAGCGAUUGUGCGUGUACAUGUGUGCGUGUGUAUGUGCGUGUUUCUCGAAUUCGGUGUGAGCGUGUUAGUUCGAUGUGACAACUGUGUUUAGAAAAAAAUAGGGAGAGAAUAUUGUAAUUACACGCGUGUGUACUGGGUGAGUGUGAUUGAUGGGACGUGGAGUUAGUGAAGGAAACCACAUGCUGUGAACACUUGUUUGGGCGAGUCUACCACCACAACCAGCACCACCACCACCACCGCCACCACUGCCACUAAAGGAUGGCGCCGCCCCGCAAACUGUCCCACUCUUGCUCGGCCGGCCUGCUCCCCACCUUCAGGCGCCUGCAGGUGGGCGGCGACGGGCAGGUGGUAGCGCCCACUCCUGCCCGGAGCCCUGCCCUUCACCGAGGCUCCGUCACCAUUCCUCACGCCGGAGGUCUGUUGCGGGUGUGGGCUGAGGUGCGGAGUGGCGCCCUACACGUGUACCCCCAGCGGGCGGCGGCACUCCCUUCAUUGGUUGUAGCACACCUGGCCCAGUGCCGCGUGUCCCUCACCUGUCUGGCGGGACCCUCACCUGCCCACUGCGUCCUGGUGCAUCGCAAGGGUCGGGAGGAGGUGCGGCUGCUGCUGGAGACGCGAGAGGAGGCGGAGGUGUGGGUUGGGAUGCUGCAAGUCACGGCGGUGUCUCGCUCCCUGCAACUGGAGGGGCUCAACCUGGAGUGCGGGGCGGCAGAAUGUUUCCCGCUAGGUGGCGAGGGCGUGGCUGGGGCGGAGGGGGUCUGCCUGGAGAGGGACGCGGCUGAGGACGAGGAGGAGGAGGAGGAGGAGGAGGAGGAGGACGGCGAGGAAGAUGAAGAACGGAGUACCCAAGAAACCCUCGCUAAUUUGAUCGACCUUCUGCAACCUUUCUAUUGCGGAGAUGACGUCGGAAGUGGAAGCUCCUGUGAUGCGGAGAGCCCUGAGGAGGAGGAGGACGAAGAGGAGGAGGAGGCCCGGUUAGAAGGAAGAGAGAGAGGCCAAAAGGAAGGCUGCUCCACUCCCUUACUCUCCUCCUCCUCCUCCUACACCACCAUGGUAGAGGGGACCGAGGUACGCCUCCGCCACCCACCGCGUCUCUCUCCUGACGAGGACGCUGGCAGGAGGGAGUUGCUGCAGCAGAUGUUGACCACCAAGUCCCUGCUGGAGAAGAAGCAGAAGAACCGUCGCUCUGGGGCGGGGGCGUGGGCGGUGACGGCUGGCGAGAUAGAGAACGAGUACGACAGGGCGCAGCACGAGGCUCAGCUGUCUGCGCUGCGCAAAGCUGUCAUCCUACGUCAGAGGAAGAACUCCACUGCCAUCAAGAUGGCAACACUGGAGCGGCAGCAAUCCUCUAAGGGCAAGAAGCAGAAACAGAGGAAGCAGAAGACGAAGGGUGACGGAGGCGGCGGCGGCGGCGGAGGAAACAACAACACGGGAGGAGGAGGCGUCGGAGUGUGGGCUUGGGACGGAACGGGCGGGGAGGCAAGUGGCGGCGGUGGGUGUAUGGGCGUGACGGGCGGGGACGUGACACACCAGCUGGAGGCGUUGCGUCGGAGACUAAGCGCCCUGGACUGUGAGCUGCGAGAGAGUAAACAGGAUACGGAAAGGACACUGCAGGACCUCCAGCAGCGUCGGGAACAGGAGCUGCAUUUGAUUAAAGACUUGGGAGGCGUGGCUGGGGACUUGCCGUUGGCGGGGGGCGGCGCUGGCGGGAUGGCGGAGAUGACCUUAGCCAAGAGCUCCAACGGCGGCUCCCUCAUGGGCUCCCUCUCGUCCAUUCCCUCCAUCGUUGUGUCCUCCUCCCCCACUAUUUCCUCCUCCUCCUCCUCCUCUGCCGUCGAGAAGAAAACAUCAGAGAAAAUCUUCGGUAUUAAGGUUGGGGGCAGCAAGGAAGGCCGCUCGAAGGCACGCAACCCCCUUCACUUCCUUGACCUCAAGCUUAGGGUCUCUCGGCGCCACAAGAGCACGGAAUGUCUCAGUGCCCGCGGCGCCUCCACCCCCACGCCAGACAGGUCGCACAGCAGCACACCAGGGAACGGCUCCUACAGUGACAACAGUAGUGACGAGGAGACCGACAACUUGCAGCAGCCCCGCCAGCCGCCCACAGCCUCUCAGCUACAGGCAGGGCGGGCGGGAUUGAGGACUGAGGUGAGUGUGGAGGCUCUUCGGGAGAUCGAGGCGUUCAAGCAGCUGAUCCAGAGAUACUUCGCCACGCACCCCCGUCACGACAGCAUCACCUCACACUCCAGGGAGAUACUGCUGUAGAAGGCUAGUUCUGCUGCGUUUUUACGAGUCUGCCUUUCCCUUUCAUUCCUUUUAAUGUCCUUUCAUCUAUCUACUUGUCCUCUUCUUUUUCCUCCUGCUCCUUUUCCUUCUCUUUCUCCUUCUCCUUCUCCUUCUGCUUCAUCAUCUCCUCCUCCUCCUCCUCCUCCUCCUCCUCCUCCUCCUCCUCCUCCUCCUCCUCCUCCUCCUCCUCCUCCUCUUCCUCUUCCUCUUCCUCUUCCUCCUCCUCCUCCUCCUCCUCCUCCUCCUCUUCCAUGACUUUAGUGGCGUCGCUCUACCUGUAGAAGCAAGCUGAUGUUCUGUAGAAGUGUGUAAAAAACUAGAAACAAAUAUAUAUAUGUUUUUUGUACAUAUAGUGUAUAUUUGAUUGGUGAGUCUGUAAAAGUAAGUAAUUUCUUAUAAUUUGUAUGGAAUGAAAAAGUAGGUGUGUAUUGAGGUAUAUUUGUAGUAUGUAUGUAGACUUAAGUUUUGGUGUGUGUAGUGGUUGGCAUAGUAGUUGUAAUAGUAGUAGUUAUUAUAGUAGUGGUACUAAUAGUGUGUGUGUGUGUGUGUGUGUGUGUGUGUGUGUGUGUGUGUGUGUGUGUGUGUGUGUGUGUGUGUGUGUGUGUUUAAUAAAGAGGCUUUCUAAGUGAUGUACGAGGCUCAUUUUAAGCAAUUAUGAUAGCAGUAAUAAUGAUAGUGCAUAAGCUAUAUUUUCUACUGAAGAUUAAUAUAUUGUAGUACUAAGUAAGACUAAACUCUCUCAGGAACACUGGCAAGGAGUGAUGAAAGGGAAGGGAUGAUGAGAAUAGAAAAAAAGAGAAAUGGCUGAAAGAGGAAGUGUAAGAGACGGAAAGAAGGGAAGGGAAAGGAAAAGAGAGAGAAAGAGGAAAGAGAAGAGAAUGGAAGAAAAAGAGUGAAGGAAAGCCAUAAAAAGAACACGGAAAGAAUAAAAGAAAUAGGGAGAAUAAUAAGAAAAAAAAGGAGAAAAAAAUCGAAAAGGGAGAAACGAGAGAAAAGAAAGGAAAACAAAGGGAAACUGGAAAAAGAAUAAGAAAUUGAAAAUAAUAUGGACGAUAUCAUGGAAGAAAAAGAAAAGGAAAACAAGAAAAAACGAUAAAGGAAAAGAAGUAGGAUAACGGAGAAAAUAAAAAGGAACAGAAAAAAAUAUCAGUCAAAUAUAAAAUAGAGAAACGAGAGAAAUUAAAGAAAAUAAAGAAAAUCUGGGAAGAGAAGAGACAAGAGCAUAAGAGAACACGAAUGAGCCAUUGAAUUAUUGCCUCACACACUCACCAGCAGGUAAUCCAGGUAUGAUAACUAGCCAGGUGAAGGAGGAACGCAGGAAGAAAAUGAAGGCGUGAGAGAGGGAAGAGGAGAGCAGCAGGUCACGUGAUUAAAGCAGAAUGAUAAUAGCAGAACAGGAAGGGGAAAUUGUGAGGAAGGAAGGGAAGAGAGGCAAGGAGAGAAGGAGUGGGAGAGGAAGAGGGAGGUAGGGAGGUGAGAUGGUCUAAUUACAGCACCUUAAUUGCCUUGUAAAUACCUGAACUUAUCCAAUAAAUUCCAUACGUUUAAGGUUAUAUAAUGUUGGAUUAAGUUUGAGGGAGUUAGAUUGUGUCAGUUUAAGUUGAGAUUACAUUAAGCUAGUUUAAGUUAGAGUAAGUUACAUCCAUACGUUCAGAUGACAUGGUGUUGAGUUAAGCUAGAGUGGGUUAGAUCGUCUUAGUUUAAGUUAGGUUAGGUUAAGUUACGUAGAGUGAGUUAGAUCGUGUCAGUUAUGCUAGGUUAGUUGAGUCUAAAGUAAGUAAUGUUAAGAUAGUUGCUCGAGUUUCAUUGUGUCAGUUUAAGUUAGACUGUUUUAAUUUGGACUGCACUGGAGUGGGGUUGGGAUAUAGUAGAACAAAUUAGAUUGAGUUAGUUUACAUUACGCUAGACUGUCUUAGGUUAGCUUAGAUUAAACUUCUUUAUAAAUGUUAACUGUCUUCCUCCAUAAAAAUAUUAGUUUCUGUUUUUCUUACGUUAGACUUGGUUGCGUUAUUAUUAUUCUUUUAUAGGCAGGAUUACAUCAACGUAGCUUGGUUUAAACACUUUUAGAAUGGGUUAGAUGAGAUUAGGUUACUCUGUGUCAGAUUAAACACGACUAUGCUAGAACAUGUUAGGUUAGGUCAGAUUAAAAUAACAUUGCAGUGAGUUAACUAAGUCGUCUGCGCCUUCUGAUAAUGGUGUGUCGGUCGUCUGUAUGCAAACGUUUGGAGCGAAGUGUUGGAGGAUCGAAAGUUUAAUUAAGA